GUCGAUACGCUCUGAGCACCGCAAUCGAUAGUUGUCUGCCAUCCCUAGACUUUAGAUGGAAUGGAUUUUCGUGAAAUAAAUAAAUUGAAUUGGCGUUUAAAUCUUAAUAACAACAACAGUCUUGUCGAAUACAGCAGUGCCGUGAACAAGUACACGACUUCCGAUGUGCCGGACGAGCAUCCAAAACUCCUCAGACAAAUCGAUUGUGCGACAGGGGCCACAAUGGGCACGAAACAAAAACAGGCACCAACAACACCAGCCUCAGCCUCUACCAUAGGCGCCGACGAUGAGGGGGGUGGUGGUGGCGCCGUGGGGACAGGAGACUGCGCUGCAGCGGCGUUGGCUGUGGCUGUGUCGGCUCUUGAAACCGAAGGCGGUGGCAGCGGUGCCGUCGGUGAUAAGAUUGCAGGCGCGGCGGCCGCCUACUGCGCCUUGGAUCUGGAUGUAGCCGGCUAUGGAAUGGCAGCUGCCGCCGCUGCCUUAUCGCCCACCGAUGCGGCAUUUGGUGGAGGCGGUGUCGGCGGCCUCAGCUCCAGCCGCACCUCCAUGAACAACUCCACGGAGAACCUCAGCUACGCCAGCGACAACUUUUACGGCGACGAUCUCAUCCUGCUCGACGACGACGAUGUGGAGGCUGAGGAGAUAUCCCUCAAUUCGGACGACUGUGUGUACGCGUAUCGCGGCGACGGCGCCGACUUUGACCUCUCGAUGGAUGCCGCCGCCAUGGGACGAAGCGGACGGCACCAUCUCGACUUUGGCCUGCCCGUGGGUCUUCCAGAUUUGCUCGGCGCCGAUGAUGAAACCGAGUUUCUGGAAAUGGACUUCGAGCCGGAUCCCUCCUCCGAGCUGGAGUUUGCCAGCGGUGCCCAGGAUCUCGGCGCCCUGCCUCAGGCCAAUCUUCUGCUGAUGCAGCGGGACUACAGCCAGAUGAGCGGCAUGGGCAUGGUCACGCCCACGCAGGGCAGGCAGCUGUACAGCUCGCCCAUCGAUGAUUUCCCCCAGGAGGAUGCCCUGCAGCAGCAGAAGCAGCGUCUCAAUAAAAAGUUUGCCCGGAUUAGUCUCAACCUGGAUCAGAUCAAGGACGGCACUGGCAGUGGCGUGGACAUGGACUUGGAUGAAUUGAUUGGCGGAACAGAGGAUGAGGGCGGUCAGCCUCAUGGCGUUGGCCAGCUGGCGGACACAGCGCUGGCCCAAUCCCUGCCCAGCACACUGUACACCGGCUCCAGCUUCAGUCGGAGCACCAGCGUGCCCAGCGAUCAUCCCGAACCGAAGCUGACGGGCGCCAAGCCCAAGCGACUGUCCAACUCCUCGUCAGUGAUGUCCAAGAGCAGCUCGUCGUCGAAGUCGCGGCGUUCCCAGCCCUCGGCCAGCUUCGAUGAGCGCUGCUACAGCUGCACGGACUUUCGAGCGACUUCCGCAUCCUCCUGCCAGCAACUGCCGCUGCAGGGUGCCGAUACGGUGGCUCCCAUGCUGGUGGCUGCAGCGGCCGUGGUGGCCAUGGCCGCAUCAUCCUCGUCUAUGGCACACUUUGACCUGACGAGCAACAACGAGGAAAACUGCCUGGACUGUCUAGAGAAGGAGUUUCUGGCCAACACCAUUGGCAAGGCCCUCGAUAUGAGCACCUGCACCAAGUGCCGGCGCAGGGUGGGCAGCAACCGAGGCAGCAGUCUCUCCCUCUACACCCGGGCGGAGCAGACACGAUGUCGCAGCGGAUCGCCAGGUUACUUUGAUGAGGCUGGUGGCCUGUUUGCCGGCUGGCAUAGCGGUGCGGCUGGUGCCGGUCCCAGUCUGGGUCCCGCCUAUAACCAAAGGUUUAUUUCGUGUGAUAAUAAUUUUGGCGGCGUGCAGCUGCUCAAGCAAAGCUUUUCGACUGAGCCGCUGGUGGCGCGUCUGUCCACAGGACAACUGUGCGAUGAGGAGCAUCUGGUGCAGGCGCUGGACAAGCUACAAAUUUCCUAUGACAAAUCCCUGCUGCACACAUACUUCGAACAGCUAUCCAAGCCGCCAGUCAGCAAUGCUGGGAAUCUCAAGCAGCUGCUGCUGCAGGCCUCCAAGCGGCAGUGCAACCACCGCAAGCUCAAGAAGCUGAUCGAUCUGGUCACCCAGCAGCAGCUUCAUGUGCAAUUUAAAAGGACAAGCGAAGGGGAAACCACUGCUUUGGUGCCCGUUAAGGUGGCGGAUAUUUUGGAUUCCUGGGCCCGCCAUCGAGAUCUCUCUGUUUUGCGGCAACUGGAUGCGCGUUUCCAUCGCGCCAAUGUGAUGGGAAAAGUUGGUCAAAUUGUGCGCCAGGCAGCUGCAUCAUCGUUUGCAGCAGCGGCUGCUGCCGGCUCCUCAACCUCAACUUCGGCGACGCGGCGCUCUUUGCCCGAGUUUCUGAUGAUACCGCAGUAUUAUGAAAGUGGAGAGCUGACAUUAACGCGCAAAUGUUAGAGGAAGGACCCACGCACACGCAAAUGCAAACGCACACGCACAUUCAUCCACAGACAGAAACACGAACACCCACAACACACACUAAAAAUCAAAUGAAAAUUGUAUGCUUAGCUGCGUUUUAUGUUGAAAUUCCGAUUGAGGAAACGUAUGAGAAUCCAUGGAGAGAAUCUAAGAAUCCCCCACAUGUUUAGUGUGUACUUAAACAAAAACAAAAAAAAAAGAGAAAGGGUGUAACCGUACAACGUUACUCCGAAACAAUUUAAUCGUUAACCGAGUUUUGCAAUAUCGAUAUAGUUACAGUACAGUACCGCCCCCGCCCAUUAUCUAUGUAUAUGCCACACACGCCCUCUAAACGUAUAUCACCUACAUACGCAUAUACCAUAUAUAUACAUAUAUAUAUAUAUAUAAACAUCCAACAAUACAUAAAUACAUCAUUAUGUAUAACUCGUACAUAGCUUAGCUUGUAUACUGAAAAACAAAAACAAGGAAACAAAAGAAAUCUGAAUAAACUCUAAGUAGGAAAGUAAAUCUCA
This is a messenger RNA of Drosophila pseudoobscura, 2963 nucleotides long. RefSeq lists its product as uncharacterized. The record is from RefSeq and is a predicted model, not a curated record. The transcript has 5 exons. Lineage: Eukaryota; Metazoa; Arthropoda; Insecta; Diptera; Drosophilidae. Bases 61 to 2430 code for a protein of 789 amino acids.